Brienomyrus brachyistius is the source of this 3216-nucleotide messenger RNA. It is a transcript of the gene tp53inp1, whose product is annotated as tumor protein p53 inducible nuclear protein 1. The record is from RefSeq and is a predicted model, not a curated record. Gene Ontology annotation, cellular component: autophagosome; nucleus. Gene Ontology annotation, biological process: autophagosome assembly; positive regulation of DNA-templated transcription. NCBI's taxonomy places the organism in Eukaryota, Metazoa, Chordata, Actinopteri, Osteoglossiformes, Mormyridae.
UGUUCCACAACAAUAACAAAGAGCUGAGUUGGGAAGUCGGGAAAGGCUGGCGGAGCGAACGGAGUGUAGCGCAGCUGGGUCCAUUAUACAUUAUUUCUUCUGCGAAGAAUUUUUAAGUGUGUAAAUAUAAAUAAAGUACUUACUACCUCAAAGUCAAAAGAUUUUUUUCCUUAAGAAAUAUUUUUUUCCCCGAUUACGUUUUUCUUGCCGCAGACACACACUCCACACAGGCAAAGUAUGUCUGCUGUUCAUUCCACCUCUACCAGAUGAGCCGGGAGUCCUACGCACCAGUGAGCCCCGCCCUCACCUCCUACGCUGCCCGGAGCAGCGUCAGCGGCCGAUGAGCAAGGCGCCCGGUUCUCACCCUCAGCCGGCCGGAGACGCGCUCUCAACGCCUGGGGGGCCGCCAGCAUGUUCCACAGGUUUGCCAGUGCCAUCUUCGGGGAUGGCGAGCAGGACGGUGGCAGCUGUGAGGCGGACCUCAGCUUUGACGAGAAGGAGGAGGAGAACGAGUGGAUUCUUGUCGAUUACCUAGCUGAGGCCUGCUCCAGCCCCCACAGCGAGGUAUCCGUCGGGAUACCUCCACAGGACGAGCUCGCGGUGGGCACGCCGCCAGCCUGCUGCUCCUCCUGCUCCUCGCUGGACGAUGCUGAGGAUGACGGCUUCCUGCGGCUGGGCACGGUGGCGCUGGAGGAGAGCUGGUUCGUCACGCCACCCCCCUGUUUUACCGCCAGUGGCCUCGAACCCGUGCUGCUGGAGACCAGCCCCCUGGAGGACCUGCUCAUCGAACACCCCAGCAUGUCCGUGUACGCGGGACACUUGCCCCGGCCUGCCCAGGCCGCUGACACCUCUCGCUCGCCUCGACCAGUCUCUCCUCAGGUACACUGGACGUCCCCACAUGCUGCCGGACUCCAUGCUGGCUGCUACGCAGCUGCUCUUUCGGCUCAUGCCGGCCUCCUGGAGCAGGCCAAGCUGGGCCGGCUCGCCCAGCGCGUCCGGGACGGCGUCCAGAAGCACCGGCUGUCUCGCAACGCCCUUCGCCGCCUCAACCUGUCGCGCGAGGGCACUGUCCGGCAGGCCAAGGGCAGCGGGCUGCUCGUGCAUCAGCCGGUACAGAGGCAGUUCAACUACUGAGAUCGCCCCCUGCUGGACACCCUCCCCCCUGCAGCCAUGCCGGAAUGCUAGCUGUGUGUGUAAUCAAGUUGCUGGGGCAGGUUCCCUCUGACACCGAAAAGCACAGGAACAUACGGGUGUUUGGAGAGAGCGGCAACCGUCUGCUUUUAGGGGUGUAGUCAGGUGCUGCCGUGAGCUCUUCAGAGUGAAGGGAAGGUGUCUCAAGAUGAGAAAUGUCCUCUACGCUUUUGCUAUCGUUUCCACAGAGCUGGAGAGUCAUGCAUCUGACGUUUUUAUCACACAUGUGCAAUAUAAACCUAAAUCCUUACUCCCCGUUUUCCGGUUGUGCAGCUCGGAGGGAAUCUGCCCUAAACUCUGUAAAUCAGUACAUUCACACUAUUUUUUUUUAUGGUUAUCACUAAAAGCCUUGUAUUCAAUACGGAUUAAACUGAAAAAAAAAAUGUAUAUUAAAAAAGAGGGGAGAAUAAAGAAAAUUAAUUCCAAAAAUAUUUUUAAAAGGAAAAAAAAAAGUGAAAUUAUUUCUUAUUAAUAUGAAGUUUGUAUACAGAAGAGUGUAUUAUGUGUGUGCAAAAUUCAGAGUAUGUUAGUGUGUGUGUGGUGUAGUUGCAUGGUUGUAUAUUGUUAGAUUCCACCUAGGUGAAGAUUUUAAAGUGUUUUAUUGUAUCUUUAAAAAGUAAUUGUUCUAAAUCUGCAGUAUGCUUCUCAGGGUCAUAAAAGAUCAUCUUUACAGUUGCAGAUUACUUGACAGCAGUUUCUGUUGGUACAUAUUGUAAAACCUUCCAAAUGUGUCCAGGAGUUAGUCUGUGGCCUUGUAUACAUGUAUUUUAUUAUUAUUUUUAAGGAAAUGCGUGUUUCUUUAGAAAAUAACAGGACUUAAUUAGUUGCUGGCGUGAGGACUGUGAAACUCACUUUCUAGUUAAAACUUUUCUCAACUGACUGUUAAAAGCCGAUCAGAAGACUGAGUGAAUUUUCAAUGUAUUUGUUCAUAAACUGUCUGUAUUUGUUUACUCUUAGUUGCAUUUAAUUGAGAAAUAUUUAAACCAAAAACUAGCAACUUAUUUUAGCCUACAGUAGCGUUAUAUUCUGAUGUUUUGUUUUUGAAUUUGCAAACAGGUUCUGUUUUGGCGGGUUGUCUUCAAACCUUAGGUGUUUUCGGUUUCUGUCUUUGAAUGUGGGCGAGACGAUGGCGGUGGUGUCAUAAAGAGUCAGACCCCUGUUUGGGCAAACUUAUCCACACGUGUAGCAAAAUGGCCGCUUUUUCUGUUUGGGAAAUUUUGUUUUAUUUAUACGAGUAUGCAUGGUCUAUUGCGGUUGUCUAAUAAGCACUAACUUUGCAUUUUCUUCAGAUUGUAUGUAUCGCAGUGUGUCCAAAUGUGUUUUUACCCGCGAAGGUGACUGCGGUGUAUCGCUAAUUUCCCCUGAAUUUGUAAUUCUUCUUGUCGUUGUAUCUAGCAAAGACGCUUUCUUUUAAACGUCUGUUUUUUUUUCCUUUGUGAAAUAUGGUCAACUGAGGAAGUGAACGGAAAAACUUCCAGUGCAAGAAGGACCCUUUCAGUUGUCUGAUUUUUGUUGCAACAGGGAUGACUAUUUUUACUUCUGCCUUGAAUUACUUGUUGGGGAUCACGUGCCUUCCAGGUUCACAUUACGUCAUUGCAUUAAUAACUUGAACUGUCCGAAUGGACGGCACAAACAGCAGAAAAUCAACUAUGCACAAAAGGUAGUUUCUUUGAGCCACUUUGCUCUAUACACUUUUAUAAGCAGAUGUAGCAACCCUUUUGUUUAAAGUGUGACGAACACGUUUAUGUUUGUGUAACAGCUUUCAACUGUUAUAGACGUUGCGCGUUUUCUUUAUAGGUUACUGGAAUAAUGCAGCACUUCGCCAAAAAGUGUAGGAAUUAGCGUUAGUCCUUAUUUAUCUGAGUAUACUUUGCUGUUUGGAUGUAUGACAGAUGACUACAAAAUCCUUGCUUUUUAAGGUCAGCAAAACGGACAAGUGAGAAUAACGUAGUAUGUUUCUUUUUAAAAUCUUGAACAUUUUAAUCAUGUUGUAACCCACCAGUCUUCAAUAAAACGUAUAACAUC